This is a messenger RNA of Loxodonta africana (African savanna elephant), 6745 nucleotides long. RefSeq names its product 6-phosphofructo-2-kinase/fructose-2,6-biphosphatase 1 (gene PFKFB1). Lineage: Eukaryota; Metazoa; Chordata; Mammalia; Proboscidea; Elephantidae. Gene Ontology annotation, biological process: fructose 2,6-bisphosphate metabolic process; fructose metabolic process. Gene Ontology annotation, cellular component: 6-phosphofructo-2-kinase/fructose-2,6-biphosphatase complex; cytosol. Gene Ontology annotation, molecular function: fructose-2,6-bisphosphate 2-phosphatase activity; 6-phosphofructo-2-kinase activity; ATP binding. The transcript has 14 exons. The coding region runs from base 1775 to 3121 and encodes 448 amino acids. The record is from RefSeq and is a predicted model, not a curated record.
CUUGCACCCCGGAAGUGACUGCUGCAACUGCGCUAGCAGAAUGACCGAGGGUGUACGGGUGGUGGGGGGAGGUGGAGGGGCUGGGGUGGAGCAGGAAGUUUCGUGGCUGGAAGAGGAAGCGGUAAGAAGGGUUCUGCAGAGAUAAGACUUUGGAAGAGGGCCUGUAGGGUGGCAGUCUCUGGCUCUAUUUGUCGAAGGGAGUGGGUCUCAAAACCGCCCUGUAACUAUUAUCUGUCUUGGGACACAUAAAAACCACUUGCCAUCCAGUUGAUUCUGACUCAUGGCGAACCCCAUGUGUGUCAGAGUAGAGCUGCGCUCCAUAGAGUUUUCAAUGGCUUGUUUUUUGGAAGUGGAUCACUAGGCCUUUCUUCUGAGGCAGCUCUGGGUGGAGUCAAACCACCAACCUUUCGAUUAGCAGCCAAGCGCAUUAACUAGUUGCUUCACCCAGGGACUCCAUCUUGGGCUUCACAGCAUCCCAAAAAACGUGGCCUGACGUAUAUUUGCUCUUGGCUCCAUUUCUCAGAGGAGCAAAAUCAAGGCCCAGAGAAUUGAAGUGGGCUGCCCAAGCUCCAGAGCCGCGGUGUUUCCCAAUGCAGCCCAUGUCUCUUCCAUAUACAUUAAAUUAUCUCAUUUCAUUCUCAGGACAACCCAGUAAGGGGCAUUGAGGUUGAGUGAAUUCACCUCAGUCUGACAGUCAAAGUGAUCGAGCCAGAGUUCAAACCCUAUCUUAAUCAGCUCAAGCUCUGCUUUCCUGAGUAUGCUUUUCCUGACUACCCACCUCCCCAGUUAGGUCUCUUCCUCUGGACCCUCGCUGCACCCUGUAGCCCAUUUUGUCACAGCACUUAUCACAAUGCAGAGCUAUGAUUGAUUUCCAUUUCUGUUGCAAGACUGCCAGCAGCUUGAGAGCAAUGGCCAUUUCUGAUUCAUCUUGUUAGCUACAGCCCCUAAUACAGGACACAGCACAUAUUAGGUGGUGAUAAAUAUUUGUUGAUUGAGUUAAAGAACAAAGGACAAUAGCCAGAGCAUCAACUGGUUCAUGGCUUAUUUUUGAGAGCAUAAAAAUAGAAAUUAUAGGCAUAGCCAAUGUCCAGGAAGAAGCAUAACUGCAUCCUUAGGUUCCUUGUUCAGAUUUGCAGCAUCACUAUUUUUCCCCAUUAUUCCACAGUUUUAGAGCUACCAUCCUCAAUGGAUGCAGAAAGGACCCUGUGAAUGCAUUUCCUCCGUGAGGACUUCAAGGUUGCCUCUCAGUUGCCGUCAGAAAAUAGCUCUGCAAUUUAAAUAUUUUGGUGCCUUGAGCUUUUUCAUGCUUUGGGAGUGACUGAAUCCCAGGAGUGGUACAACUAGGACAAAGAGAACGAAUAUUCGUAUUGCUCUUGUUGCAUCUUGACAAGUUGCUUUCCAGUAGGGGAUUGUGCCCAUUUACACUGAAGACCAAUCUGAAACUCAUCCCUAGGGAAAUCCAGAUCUUGCCUGUCUCCAUUGCUGGUUUUAAUUUCCUUGUCCUGAGGUGGCUUGUUAAUAUUAGUUCUGACCUUUGGGGCAAGGUGAACAUAUGGUUGGCCUGAAGAGAAAAGGCUCUGGGUGGCUCAGGAACUUUUUUGGCAACCACAACAGCUGAUAUUUCAACAGAGCACACCCCGUCCCCUUACCAAGGGUGCUUCCUCAGCCUUCCCAGGGAACCAACAAAGCCUCCAGGCUCCCUCUUUGAUGCCACGCACUGGACCUGCUUUGGGGGUCUGUAAAUGCAAGAAAGCCCAGCGUUGGAUAAUUAGCAAUGGAAGAAAAAACUUCUAAGAGAACAGCAUCCAUCCCACAGUUUACCAAUUCCCCCACGAUGGUGAUCAUGGUGGGUUUACCAGCUCGAGGAAAGACCUACAUCUCCACGAAGCUCACAAGAUAUCUCAACUGGAUAGGAACACCAACUAAAGUGUUUAAUUUAGGCCAGUAUCGAAGAGAAGCAGUGAGCUACAGGAACUAUGAAUUCUUUCUCCCAGACAACAUGGAGGCCCAAUUAAUCAGGAAGCAGUGUGCCCUGGCAGCCCUGAAGGAUGUCCAUGACUAUCUCAGCCAUGAGGAAGGCCAUGUUGCGGUUUUUGACGCCACCAACACUACCAGAGAACGGCGGUCACUGAUUCUUCAGUUUGCUAAAGAACAUGGUUACAAGGUAUUUUUCAUUGAGUCCAUCUGUAAUGACCCUGGCAUCAUUGCAGAAAACAUCAAGCAAGUGAAACUCGGCAGUCCUGAUUAUAUAGACUGUGACCGGGAAAAGGUUCUGGAAGACUUUCUAAAGAGGAUCGAGUGCUAUGAGGUCAACUACCAGCCUUUGGAUGAAGAACUGGACAGACACCUGUCCUACAUCAAGAUCUUUGAUGUGGGCACCCGCUACAUGGUGAACCGAGUACAGGACCACAUCCAGAGUCGCACGGUCUACUACCUCAUGAACAUCCACGUCACACCCCGCUCCAUCUACCUUUGCCGGCAUGGUGAGAGUGAACUCAACCUCAGAGGCCGCAUUGGAGGUGACUCUGGCCUCUCAGCUCGGGGGAAGCAGUAUGCUUAUGCCCUAGCCAACUUCAUUCAGUCCCAGGGCAUCAGCUCCUUGAAGGUGUGGACCAGUCACAUGAAGAGGACCAUCCAGACAGCUGAAGCCCUGGGUGUCCCCUAUGAGCAGUGGAAGGCACUGAACGAGAUUGAUGCGGGUGUCUGUGAGGAGAUGACCUAUGAGGAAAUCCAGAAACACUACCCUGAAGAGUUUGCACUACGGGACCAAGAUAAAUACCACUAUCGCUACCCCAAAGGAGAGUCCUAUGAGGAUCUGGUUCAGCGACUGGAGCCAGUUAUAAUGGAACUAGAGCGACAGGAGAAUGUACUGGUGAUCUGCCACCAGGCUGUCAUGCGGUGCCUCCUGGCUUACUUCCUGGAUAAGAGCUCAGAUGAGCUGCCCUAUCUCAAGUGCCCUCUGCACACAGUGCUCAAACUUACACCUGUGGCUUAUGGCUGCAAAGUGGAGUCCAUCUACCUGAAUGUGGAGGCAGUGAACACACAUCGGGAGAAGCCUGAGAAUGUGGACAUCACCCGAGAACCUGAGGAAGCUCUGGACACUGUUCCUGCCCACUACUGAGCACUCUCCAGGAGGCCAAACUGCCUCUCCUUACUGUUUUCCCACCUGGAGGAGCUUCUAUUCCUGCUCCUGUCCUAUCAUGAGAAGACUAUGGCCUUGGUCUCAUUGGGAGAGCCCUGCCUCCAGUGAAGAAAUUCUCAGCAAGCUCCAAAACAGGUCUUGAUUACUGACUAUAACUGAGGAGCUGUCUAAGUCUGGAUGAAGCUUAGUUUUUUUCUUCUAAAUUCCUAUUCUCUGACAAAUAAAGUCAUCUCUUACUGCUUACAGGAAGGGCGAAGAGGUGAUUGUAAGGCUUCUCCUUUUGUCCUUAAGAUCCUUACACUGUGAAGUGGCUCUGGUGCUGUGGCAGUGGGGAAUGGAUGAGGGCUUCCUGGAGAGAAGGGUUCUGGGGCAGCACCUCCAAAGAUGGGAGAGGAGAUAGAUCCCUGUGAGUGCCUGUGGGUCUUGUUCCUUGAUGAGCAGUGUGACUGGGUACGUGACACCUUCAUCCUGCAUUUAGAGAAGAAUCUAGCAUUUGAACCACAGUACUCCUUUCUACUCCAACUCUUGCUGCCUCCUGAGUGGUUUCACUGUCCGCAUGAACAAAGCAAUGAAUACCUUGGCUUCCCAGGCCCCUGAUCCCCUCAGUGCCAGUGAUCGUCUCCUCCCCGUCAGCAGCCACACCAUGGAUCUUGGCAUCAUUUAGACUUCUCCUCACCCUAACUUCUUAAACCCCCACAUGUCUGUCAGUUUGUCGUAUUGUGGGGGAUUGCCUGUUGCUGUGAUGCUGGAAGAUAUGCCACCAGUAUUCAGAUAACAGCAGGGUCACCCAUGGAGGACAGGUUUCAGGUGAGCUUCCAGACUAAGACAGACCAGGAAGAAGGACCUAGCAGUCUACUUCUGAAAAGAAUUAGCCAGUGGAAACCUUAUGAAUAGCAGCUGAACAUUGUCUGACAUAGUGCCGGAAGAUGAGUCCCCCAGGCUGGAACGUACUCAAAAAAUGACUAGGGAAGAGCUGCCUCCUCAAAGUAGAGUAGACCUUAAUGACGUGGAUGGAGUAAAGCUGUCAGGCCCUUCAUUUGCUGAUGAGGCAUGACUCAAAAUGAGAAGAAACAGCUGCAAACAUCCAUUAAUAAUUGGAACCUGGAAUACACAAAAUAUGAAUCCAGGAAAAUUGAAAAUCAUCAAAAAUGUAAUGGAGCUCAUAAACAUCAAUAUCCUAGGCAUUAGUGAACUGAAAUGGACUGGUAUGGGCCAUUUUGAAUUGGACAAUUAUAUAGUCUACUAUGUUGGGAAUGACAACUUGAAGAAGAAUGGUGUUGCAUUCAUUGUCAAAAAGAACAUUUCAAGAUCUAUCCUGAAGUACAACACUGUCAGUGAUAGGAUAAUAUCCAUACCCCUACAAGGACGACCAGUUAAUACCACUAUUAUUCAAAUUUAUGCAGCAAUCACUAAGGCCAAAGAUGAAGAAAUUGAAGAUUUUUAUCAGCUUCUGCAGUCCGAAAUUGAUCAAACAUGCAAUCAGGAUGCAUCGAUAAUUACUAGUGAUUGGAAUGCAAAAGUCAGAAACAAAGAAGAAGGAUUGGUAGUUGAAAAAUAUGGCCUUGGUGGGAAACAAUGCCUGAGAUCAAAUGAUCAAUUUUGCAAGACCAGCAACUUCUUCAUUGCAAAUAUCUUUUUUCACCAACAUAAACAGUGACUAUACAGAUGGAACACACAGGAAUCAAAUCGACUACAUCUGUGGAAAGAGACAAUGGAAAAGCUCAAUAUUAUCAGUCAGAAUAAGGCCAGGGGCCGACUGUGGAACAGACCAUCAAUUGCUCAUAUGCAGGUUCAAGCUGAAACUGAAGAAAAUCAGAGCAAGCCCACAACAGCCAAAACACUACCUUGAGUAUCCCCCACCUGAUUUGAGAGAUCAUCUCAAGAAUAGAUUUAGUUCGUUGAACACUAAUGGCUGAAGACCAGAUGAGUUGUGGAAUGACAUCAAGGACAUCAUACAUGAAGAGAGCAAGAGGUCACUGAAAAGACAGGAAAGAAAGGCAAGACCAAGAUGGAUGUCAGAGGAGACUCUGACACUUGCUCUUGAACGUCGACCAGCUAAAGCAAAGGAAGAGAUGAUGAAAUAAAAGAACUGAACAGAAGUUUUCAAAGGGCUCCUCGAGAAAACAAAGUAUUAUAAUGACAUAUGCAAAGAGGUGGAGGUAGAAAACCAAAAGGGAAGAACAUGCUUGGUGUUUCUCAAGCUGAAAGAACUGAAGAAAAAAUUCAAGCCUUGAGUUGCAAUAGUGAAGGAUUCUAUGGGGAAAAUACUAAACGAUGCAGGAAGCAUCAAAAGAAGAUGGAAGGAAUACACAGAGUCAUUAUACCAAAAAGAAUUAGUCAAUGUUCAACCAUUUCAAGAGGUGGCAUAUGAUCAGGAGCCAAUGGUACUGAAGGAAGAAAUCCAAGCUGCUCUGAAGGCAUUGGCAAAAAAUAAGGCUUCAGGAAUUGAUGGAAUAUCAAUUGAAAUGUUUCAACAAACAGAUGCAGCACUGGAGGCGCUCACUUAUCUAUGCCAAGAAAUAUGGAAGACAGCUUCCUGGCCAACUGACUGGAAGAGAUCCAUAUUUAUGCCUAUCCCCAAGAAAGGUGAUCCAACAGAUUGCAGAAAUUAUAGAACAAUAUCAUUAAUAUCACACUCAAGCAAAAUUUUGCUGAAGAUCAUCCAAAAGCGGCUGCAGCAGUAUGUCGACAGGGAACUGCAAGAAAUUCAGGCCAGUUUCAGAAGACGACAUGGAACCAGGGAUAACAUUACUGAUGUCAGAUGGAUCCUGGCUGAAAGCAGAGAAUACCAGAAGGAUGUUUACCUGUGUUUUAUUGAUUGUGCAAAGGCAUUCGACUGUGUGGAUCAUAAAUUAUGGAUAACAUUGUGAAGAAUGGGAAUUCCAGAAUACUUAAUUAUGCUCAUGAGGAACCUGUACAUAGAUCAAGAUGCAGUUGUUCAGACAGAACAAGGGGACACUGAGUGGUUUAUGGUCAGGAAAGGUGUGUGUCAGGGUUGUGUCCUUUCACCAUACUUAUUCAAUCUGUAUGCUGAGCAAAUAAUCCGAGAAGCUGGACUAUAUGAAGAAGAAUGGGCAACGGGAUCAGAGGAAGGCUCAUUAACAACCUGUGAUAUGCAGAUAACACAACCUUCCUUGCUGAAAGUGAAGAGGACUUGAAGCACUUACUAAUGAAGAUCAAAGACCACAGCCUUCAGUAUGGAUUACACCUCAACAUAAAAAAAAAAACCUCAACAUAAAGAAAACAAAAAUCCUCACAACUGGACCAAUUAGCAACAUCAGGAUAAAUGGAGAAAAGACUGAAGUUGUCAAGGAUUUCGUUUUACUUGGAUCCACAAUCAACAGCCAUGGAAGCAACAGUCAAGAAAUCAAAAGAUGCACUGCAUUGGGCAAAUCUGCUGCCAAGGACCUCUAUAGGGGUUUGAAAAGCAAGGUUGUAACCCUGAAGACGAAGGUGCACCUGAUCCAAACCAUGGUAUUUUCAAUCGCAUCAUAUGCAUGUGAAAGCUGGACAAUGAAUAAGGAAGAGUGAAGAACUGGGCCUUUGAAUUGUGGUGUUGGCCAAGAACAUUGAAUAUACUAUGGACUGCCAAAUGAAUGAGCA